AAACCAUUUUACUUGUAGUGUCUGCAUCAAGUCUGGAAGCAAGGGCUCAAUUUUAACAGAAUCCACCUUAAAAUCUCUCCCUUAACUUAUGCCUACCUUCCACCACUUUGAGUGAGAAUAUCACAGGACAAGGGGGGGAAAUAAAGACGCCUCUGGAAAAAUCGGGUGUUAAUAGGACAAUAUCUGCUCGCGGUGGAGAGAGGGGAGAGAGACAACAGCACAGCGAGAGAGAAAAAACCGAUUUGGUCUUGAGAGAGAGGGGGGUGAGUGCUCUCAAGGCAGAAAAUUCGAUGAUGACCAUGACUACGAUGGCUGACGGUCUGGAGGCUCAGGACUCGUCCAAGUCUGCUUUCAUGGAGUUUGGACAGCAGUCGCACUCACAGCAGAGCUCCCCAUCGAUGGGCAGCGGCCACUACCCGCUGCACUGUCUCCACUCCGGCUCACACUCUCACCACCAGCACGACAACACCCCGUACCCCGGGAGCAACACCUACAACAGGUCGUUACCUUACCCUUACGUGAGCCAUCCACACCACAGCCCGUACCUGCCGUCCUAUCACAACAACAUGGGAGGACAGACAAGGUUAGACGGCACAGAGCAGCAGAAGACGACAGUGAUCGAAAACGGGGAGAUUCGUUUUAACGGCAAAGGCAAGAAGAUUCGCAAACCUCGGACAAUUUAUUCCAGUUUGCAGCUUCAAGCACUGAACCACCGUUUCCAGCAAACACAGUACCUCGCUUUACCGGAGCGCGCCGAGCUGGCCGCCUCUCUAGGACUGACGCAAACACAGGUAAAAAUUUGGUUUCAGAAUAAAAGGUCAAAGUUCAAGAAGCUGCUGAAGCAAGGCGGUAACCCGCACGAGAGCGAGCCCAUCCCGGGCUCCAUGUCCCUGUCCCCGCGCUCUCCGAGCAUCCCCCCAAUCUGGGACGUGUCGGCCUCAUCCAAAGGAGUAAACAUGCCGGCCAACAGCUACAUGCCCGGCUACUCUCACUGGUAUUCCUCCCCACAUCAAGACUCAAUGCAGAGAUAGACUGACGACGAAAGCAAGGUCAGGGAGCCUGUCUUGGAGAGGCCUCCGGAUCUCGGCAAUGCAGUUUCCAACGUAGCCUACAAUUUGUGUCAGCUCAGAAACUGGAUGCUGGAGAGGAGCGGGCAACAACAACAACAACAACAACAACGAAAAAAAGCCCCCUCUCUCUUCCACUCCUUUGCUGAAGGAUGAGACACAGCCAAGCCUCGGUGUGUGAUGAUGAUGACACAAACAAGGGAACUAACCAUUUUUAGCGUACAUGGCUGUUCAGUGGGCUCGCAUUUGUUAUGCUUUCAUUCUUGUCACCAUCUGAACCGUCAAUAUACCAAAUAUUAUCAGUGACAUUUUAGCCACUUUGGACAAAGACUGCUCACCCUCUCUAUGCGCUGCUGUGGCGCCCAGAAACCUUUUUUUUUUUCUUUUGCCAUGGUGGACUGCUUUUUUUUCAAAAUUUUCUUCCUUCAAUUUUUUUCCCUCCCUGAUUGUUUCUCCAACAUGCAAAACCAAGCAAAUUGUCUGUCUGUAAAUAUAAUCUGCGAUUUUAGUUGUACAUACACUUUUUAUGUUUUGUCAGAUUGAGUAAACGGUGACUCAAAAA
Haplochromis burtoni (Burton's mouthbrooder) is the source of this 1629-nucleotide messenger RNA. RefSeq names its product distal-less homeobox 6a (gene dlx6a). Gene Ontology annotation, molecular function: DNA-binding transcription factor activity, RNA polymerase II-specific; RNA polymerase II cis-regulatory region sequence-specific DNA binding. The record is from RefSeq and is marked provisional. NCBI's taxonomy places the organism in Eukaryota, Metazoa, Chordata, Actinopteri, Cichliformes, Cichlidae. Gene Ontology annotation, biological process: cell differentiation; embryo development; regulation of transcription by RNA polymerase II.